CCAAAAAUCACUUAUCCAUUCAGAUAAACCCACAACUCAUCCCGAAAACAUAACCAGUGACCAAGAAAGCAAACCUCGGAUAUGGCUUCAGCUUCUACGACUUGGAGCAUGUCUUGUCUGAAAUCUGCACUUCCUUCAAUUCAACCAAUUUCGAGCUCUUCACUUCGAUUCUCUUGUGGGCCAUCCCCUUCUCGUCUCAGGAUCUGCAAGCCCAAGUCCAGUUCCAGACUUCUACACUCCUUCGUCGGUCUUGCUCCCCUCCAUCCACUCUUGUCCCUUUCUUCCCAGGAUUCAACAAGUUUUGAGCACUCAUUCACCGUAAUUGAUAAUGGCGGCCGAGUUUUUGCCAUGAGACAUGGUAGGAAGGUGCCCAAACUGAAUAGACCUCCUGACCAGCGUCGGGCACUUUUGAGAGGUCUCACGACUCAACUCCUCAAGCAUGGGCGUAUAAAGACCACUAAAGCGAGGGCCAGGGCAGUUAGAAAAUAUGUUGACAAAAUGAUUACAAUGGCAAAGGAUGGUUCUCUUCAUAAGAGAAGGCAAGCCCUUGGAUUCAUCUACGAGAAGCAGAUAGUGCACGCAUUGUUUGCUGAAGUCCCAGACAGAUAUGGGGAGAGGAACGGAGGAUACACUAGGAUAAUAAGAACUCUACCGAGGCGAGGGGACAAUGCACCAAUGGCAUACAUCGAGCUUGUCUAGCAACUGAAUAUUCUUUUUCAAGGUUCUUUUUCGUUGCUUCUAAAUUUUCUGAUGUGAAUUAAGAGAUUUUUGUUAGUUUCCACCAAAUUAUUCCAUCCCAAUUUCCUGUAUGCCAUUCCAUUUUAACUUGCAGGUCUACUGUGUUUAUUUGGCUGAUCACCUUUGAUCUGUUUUAUGCAUUUAGUUGUCGAUUACCCCAUAUUAUAUCAAA
Messenger RNA from Nicotiana tabacum (common tobacco), 910 nucleotides. The record is from RefSeq and is a predicted model, not a curated record. NCBI's taxonomy places the organism in Eukaryota, Viridiplantae, Streptophyta, Magnoliopsida, Solanales, Solanaceae.